AUGAUCAUAGACGUUCAGCUCAUCAUCUUCACCAACAUGCUGGCUGUGUUGCUUUUCUUCCUUGUCAUUCUCUACCACUGCAUGGCAGUCAACAAUCCCAAGAAGCAGGAAUGA
This is a messenger RNA of Jaculus jaculus (lesser Egyptian jerboa), 114 nucleotides long. Its product is annotated as dolichyl-diphosphooligosaccharide--protein glycosyltransferase subunit 4-like. Gene Ontology annotation, cellular component: oligosaccharyltransferase complex. The transcript has a single exon. Bases 1 to 114 code for a protein of 37 amino acids. The record is from RefSeq and is a predicted model, not a curated record. NCBI's taxonomy places the organism in Eukaryota, Metazoa, Chordata, Mammalia, Rodentia, Dipodidae.